AUGGAGAUGUACUACAAAGCUUUAUGUCUGCUGAUAGUGAUCAUACUUGUGAGGAGUGUAGAAGGGCAAUUGAAUGAGAACUUUUAUAAAUCAACUUGUCCUAACGUCGAAACCAUUGUUCAACAGGCUGUGCAAACUAAGGUUCAACAGACGCAGUUUGCAAUCCCGGCCACCCUUCGCCUAUUUUUCCAUGACUGCUUUGUUGAGGGAUGUGAUGCCUCGAUUCUUAUUGCUUCACGAAAUAAUGAUGCUGAAAAGGACUCCAAGGAAAAUCUUUCCUUAGCCGGAGAUGGCUUUGACACUGUCAUAGAGGCGAAAAAGGCAGUCGAAGAUCAAUGCCCCGAGAUUGUCUCGUGUGCAGACAUUUUAGCUCUUGCU
Striga asiatica is the source of this 378-nucleotide messenger RNA. NCBI's taxonomy places the organism in Eukaryota, Viridiplantae, Streptophyta, Magnoliopsida, Lamiales, Orobanchaceae. The record is from the annotation of a GenBank genome assembly.